AUGUUUUGCAGCUUUUCCCUCCGAACCCCUUGGAUAUUUUUCUUGUUCUUUACUGUCGUCUCUGUGGCGAGCGGUGACUUCAAUGGUACGACACCUGCACCCAACAGCACCUACGAGGAGAUGACAAUCUAUGGUGCCUUACCAUUGGGUUAUAAUGCUGAAGUCGAUCCAGGUAGAAGCUGUCUCUACGCAGCUUUGUCUUGUGACUUCUUGUCCAUGGAGGAUGAGUGCCUGUCGCACGACUGCAUCAGUGCAGACAAACUGGGGACUGCCACGUGCGAGAAGUGCAACUACUACGGAAACUGUACAUCUGGAGGGGCUGAAAUCACCUGCGAUGCUGAAGCUAUGAAGCAAGCGGCGCGAUUCGGAAGUUUGACAUCGGGGCAGGUCCGCUUCGCCCUCGCCAGGCGGUUCAACUUCCACCUGAUCCAGACCUACGGACCGACCCUGACCACUGUGAUCAUGAGCUGGACAUCCUUCUGGGUCAACCCUGAGGUUGUUACCGCCAGGGUGUCCCUGAACGUGGUGACGGUACUCACCAUGCUCACACAGACCACGAAAGUUGAGUGGUUUCCGGAGGUGUCGUACAUCCGUGCCAUUGACGUGUGGCUGUUCGCCUGUCAGUGGUUCGUCUUCGUGUCUCUGAUCGAGUACGGCGUGGUCCACUACUACAUCAGGCAGACUUCCAAGGUCACAAAGGUCUUGGACAUUUCUGAGACAGAAGGGCGUGGCUGCUGUAAGACUCUGACGCCCAAGGAGAAGGCAUUACGUCACGACUACGCCGCCCGCGUCUGGUUCCCAGUGUGCUUUGCGAUCUUCAUGAUUGGCUACUUCGCAUAUUACGUCAUCGAUAUCGAUCGUGUCAUAUAA
This is a messenger RNA of Branchiostoma belcheri (Belcher's lancelet), 870 nucleotides long. RefSeq names its product glycine receptor subunit alpha-2-like. Lineage: Eukaryota; Metazoa; Chordata; Leptocardii; Amphioxiformes; Branchiostomatidae. Gene Ontology annotation, molecular function: chloride channel activity; transmembrane signaling receptor activity; neurotransmitter receptor activity. Bases 1 to 870 code for a protein of 289 amino acids. Gene Ontology annotation, cellular component: neuron projection; synapse; membrane. The record is from RefSeq and is a predicted model, not a curated record. The transcript is spliced from 6 exons. Gene Ontology annotation, biological process: chloride transmembrane transport; signal transduction; nervous system process.